AUGGUGGGCAACGGUAUCCUGACACCGGUCACCACCUCCUACUGGGCCACGCCGAUUGUGCCGGUUAUUACGAAAGACGGCACCAUAAGUGUAUCUAUGUGUCUAGAUUCUACCACCAAAUGGUUAGAGAUAUUCAAAAUGCAACGAACAACAGCCGACGCAGUCAUUAAAGUACUCCGCGAAACAUUUGCUCGGUUUAGUUUGCCAAUGGAAGUCGUAUCCGACAACGGACCACCGUUUACUAGUAGGGAAUAUGGCGACUUUAUGACAACAAACGGAAUUAAAGUGACGUUUACAGCAGCGUAUCACUCAUCGUCCAAUGACGCCGCGGAGAAUGCCGUUAAUCUGUGCAAACGGGCGAUAAAGAAGUCGCGAAGAGACGGCUGCGACGUAGAUGCAGCUCUUCAGGCAUAUCUGAUGUUGUAUAGGAACGUAGAACACUGCUCCACGGGAGCGUCACCUGCCAUGCUGUUGCAACUUAGGAGUUUAAAGUCAAGAUUAGACUGGCUGAGGGAAGAUAGGCAGGUAGAAGCUAGGGUACAGGAUGCUCAGCGUAAGCAAGUCUCUCAUGCGGGUGGCUCGCCUAGGAAUUUCAAUGUAGGAGACACCGUGUGGGCCCGGGAUUUUACAGGAAGGAGAUGGGAGAGUGGUCCACCUGUAAAAAGACAUGUCGAUCAAAUUAGGAAAAGACAUAGUAGCUACGGCGUAACCUUGGCGGAAGAGGUUGACAUAUCACCUGACGAGGUGAUUAGCACUCGGGACUCCAUACCAGGCUCUGAUACUGUUGAGGUAUCGGCUACCGAGGAGCCACGCGUGUCGCCGCGCUCGGUGGCCCCUGAACCAGGCGAUACCAUAUGUACGGAUGCUCACAAAGAAUUGCCUCAAACGUCCACAGCCCUCAACAAGGAGGUUGUAUCUUCAUCCCCGAUGAACCCGGUUUCGAAAACCAGUUAA
Molecule: messenger RNA, 954 nt
Organism: Hyposmocoma kahamanoa
Lineage: Eukaryota; Metazoa; Arthropoda; Insecta; Lepidoptera; Cosmopterigidae
Exons: 3
Coding region: 1-954 (317 amino acids)
Biological process (GO): DNA integration
Molecular function (GO): nucleic acid binding
Source: RefSeq, a predicted model, not a curated record